Messenger RNA from Scophthalmus maximus (turbot), 4944 nucleotides. It is a transcript of the gene snx33, whose product is annotated as sorting nexin 33. Gene Ontology annotation, molecular function: protein binding; phosphatidylinositol binding. NCBI's taxonomy places the organism in Eukaryota, Metazoa, Chordata, Actinopteri, Pleuronectiformes, Scophthalmidae. Gene Ontology annotation, biological process: plasma membrane tubulation; endocytosis; cleavage furrow formation. Bases 919 to 2604 code for a protein of 561 amino acids. The transcript has 2 exons. Gene Ontology annotation, cellular component: plasma membrane; cytoplasmic vesicle. The record is from RefSeq and is a predicted model, not a curated record.
GCGGUGAUGAAAAAAGGCGAAGUUGCCUGCAAUUGUCCGAGCCUAACGUCAUGGAAAGAGUAACUCUGUCGCGGCGCGCACGGGAAUAAGUCCCAUGAAACAAACCGGUGGGUCGACCGCCUGCGGGAUCCGAUCGCUCGGCCGCUGAUUCUCCCGUUUUGGUUCAGGGUUGAACGAUCGACCGGAGAUGCGCGUGGACCUGUUUACACGGAAAACCCUGCGAGUUUGAGUCGGAGGGAGAAUGCGGAGCAGGCUGAGGACGCGCGGGGAUACCAUUGCUCAUCCCUCUGUUCUUCCUCGCGCCAGGCCACUUCGUCUCGGAGAUCCUCUCGCCGGGGAUCUUUUCUAGGAUCCGUAAUGAGAAGCAAGUGUCCGAUCGGCGAUCGGGGCUGCGGCUCCACUUUCUGAGGAUUAGAACCGCCGGCGGCGCUGCUUUGUGGAAGGGGAGAGCUCUCUUGUGAAAGCAGCGUUGUUUUUGGAACCUGUGGAGUUUGGGAUGCGAUAGUGAGGUCGAAACUACUCUCUGUUAUGAAUGUGCCACCGAGCGCUCGUAGAUCAAAGUUACUGUUAGACAUUCCGACACAAUAGAUAAUAGGACAAUAGAGCCACAGCCUCCAUGGGCUGAGGACACUGGUGGUCACAUGCAUAUUUUAGACGGUUUUCUGGCGGAUACAUAACUGUUGACUCCUCCUGUGUUUCUCAAGCAGCAGAUCAUUACAUUUACAUACGGGUCCUCUCGUGCUGUUGCACACCUGAUCCGACAGCUGCCAUGUAAUCCGAGACGAGUUUUAAUGUUACAGUGAGCGUGUGUCGGACGUUUCCAAUACAGCAUGCCUCGAGAGAGUAGCGUCAAUAUGCAUCCAGGCACUAUGUGCGUGUAGAACUUUCUGGUGUUAGGACCAAGUAUCGAGCAUCACGAUGUCGGUGAAGGCAAAAGCCAUCUACACCUUUCAAAGCGAAAACAAAGAGGAGAUCAGCAUCCAGGAGAACGAGGAGCUGGUCAUCUUCAACGAGAAGUCGGUGGACGGCUGGUACCAGGGGGAGAACAGCCGAGGGGAGAGGGGUCUCUUCCCAGCGUCUUAUGUGGAAAUUAUUCGCACUCGCUCAAACUCCAAUGUGACGGACUGCUCCAUCAGCCCGGCAGGCUCUUUGGGAAACGACUCCUCCUAUUUCCCCUCAAUUCCCAUCACCCCUCCUCAUUUGCAGCAACCGUACGAUGACGACGAGGAUGACGACUGGGACGACUGGGACGACAGGUCCACAGUGGUGGAGGAUGCUGAUUACUCCAGGAGCCCGGGGGCCAAUGGACAUGCCCAUCAGAGCCCACAGUCCAACAACCCCAAUGUGCACUACCGGGCCAAACCACACAUGGAGAGACAGGACAGCAUCUCCAGCUCCAGGAAAGGCAGCAUGGUGGGCAGGAACUUGAAUCGAUUUUCUAGCUUUGUCCGCUCAGGGGUGGAAGCAUUUGUUUUGGGUGAUGUACCCAUGAUGGCAAAGAUCGCUGAAUCAUACACCAUCGAUAUGGGUCCUUUGGGGCCCAUGUGGAAGGCGAACCCACAGCCUUUCUCUGUCUCCGUUGAAGACCCCACAAAACAGACAAAGUUCAAGGGCAUCAAGACCUACAUUUCCUACCGGGUCACGCCGAGCCACACAGGGCAUCCCGUCUACAGGCGUUACAAACACUUUGACUGGCUGUACAACCGCUUACUGCACAAGUUCACUGUGAUCUCUGUGCCUCACCUGCCCGAGAAGCAAGCCACGGGGCGAUUUGAGGAAGACUUCAUCGAGAAGCGGAAGAGACGAUUGAUACUGUGGAUGAACCACAUGACCAGUCACCCAGUCCUCUCCCAGUAUGAAGGCUUUGAGCACUUUCUAAUGUGUGCUGACGACAAGCAGUGGAAACUGGGAAAGAGGCGAGCAGAGAAGGACGAGAUGGUGGGCGCCCAUUUCAUGCUGACCCUCCAGAUCCCUAACGAACACCAGGACCUUCAGGAUGUCGAGGAGCGGGUCGACACCUUCAAGUCCUUUGCGAAAAAAAUGGACGACAGUGUGAUGCAGCUCACACAUGUUGCCUCGGAGCUGGUGCGUAAACACCUGGGUGGGUUCAGGAAGGAGUUCCAGCGGCUGGGAAAUUCCUUCCAGUCCAUCAGCCAGGCAUUCAUGCUGGAUCCUCCCCACAGCUCAGACUCCCUCAACAACGCCAUCUCCCAUACAGGCCGCACAUAUGAGAACAUUGGCGAGUUGUUUGCAGAGCAACCUAAGUAUGACCUCUUCCAAAUGCUGGACAAGCUGUCGCUCUACCAAGGCCUGCUUGCCAACUACCCUGACAUUAUUCAUCUACAGAAAGGUGCCUUUGCCAAGGUGAAAGAGAGCCAGCGGAUGACAGACGAGGGGAAGAUGGACCAGGACGAGGCCGAUGGCAUUAGGAAACGCUGCCGGACGGUUGGGUUUGCCCUCCAGGCAGAGAUGAGCCACUUCCAUCAUCAGCGAGAGGUGGACUUUAAAGACAUGAUGCAGGCCUACCUCACGGAGCAGAUAGCCUUUUACCAACGCGUGGUUCAGCAACUGGAGCGGACCCUGCGCAUGUACGACUGUCUGUGAAGACACCACACCACUGCCAAAAAAGCACAGAAGAUGACAAAAGGAAGAUCCAAGUCUUCAAGUCUUUUAUCAAAACGUUUUGUGUUGUGCGUCGUAUUUGGCUCGGUUUGAAAAGACAAAAUGAAGCAGUAGUUACUGGAAGAUAUACACAUCCUGUCAGUCUUUCACCUUGAUGGAUUCAAAGUCAUAUUUUUAUUUUAAAAGAUCUACUGUACUUUUUUUUUUUCCUGAAACACACACCACAUAGGCUGUGUCACAGUGUAUCAUUUAUUUUACAUAAUUUAAGGUGUUCGUAACAUUAAAAUAAGAAUAUAGGUUUCAAAUUCAUAGUGGAUCUGUAGUUGAUUGUCCAUAGUGUAACACAUGAAAGCCAUGAAAUGGGUUUUAUUUCGAAAUUGACCCCCCUUCUCUCCAACAUCAUGCACUUUGGCUUCUCCAGGGACUAAUUCAAGUUGCUUCCAGUAUGUUAAAAAAAAAAAUCUCAAUAUAAAAACAUUCCAAAUGUUGUUUUUUUCUUUUUUAAAUUCCACAAUUUAGGAUUUUAUCAAAGUCUCAUUUGUCAAAGAGGGAGAAAAAAAUAAUAGUACUACAUUCCAAACAACUCUACAAUAUAGAGUAGGGGGAUUUCACCAUUGCCACUUCUGGUUCAUGUUAAGGGCACAACUUGCUCAGGUGUUCACUGCUUUGUUUCACUUUCUUUACUCAUGUUAUCUCUUAAUACAAGUCACAGAAGCCUGUCCGAACCUUGCAACAUGUUAAUGAUACCAUGUAACUCAGCUUCAUUUUCUUACUUUUUAUCAUAAGGAAAGUGCCUUAAAGGAUCUGAAGCAUUUGGAUGAAUUAUUUGUAAAUGGACCGUUUGUCUGUCGCAUGGUUUUUGUCUGUCGCAUGGUUUUUUCGAGGGGGGUGUAUUGUUGAAACAAGUUUGCACAUGUGUCUAUGUACUGGUGGGUCAUAGUGUGUGUGGGUGGGUUUAUGUGAAGGUGAGCGAAUGAAAUGAUUCAAUAACUGUGGUGAUCAAUUCCUGUUUGCCAUGGUGAAAAACAAACAAUUCUACUUUGGUAUGUAGCAGCAGAUUUAUCUGGCCAUUUAAUAUUAAAUACUAUUAGAUACUAGAGAUUGGGUGAGGCAGAAUAUCAAUUUGGCAUUGACAUUGAUGUUUGUAUAAUUUCUUUGACACAAAAAAAAAAUAUUUUUGGCCUUGUGGUAAAAACAGUAUAAUUUGCUAAAAGUCGAUAAUUUAAAAUUCCACAUUUAAUUUACAAAUGAAACCAAAUUACAUGACUCAGAAUAAAGCCAUAAUGUCAAAGAAUACAACGGACAUUUUUUAAAUUUUGAUUUGUUUUUUGCAAAAAGUUUGCGAGGUGAGCCAGUUCAAAAACGUACAAAAAUCUGGCUAAAAUCAUCCUAUGUGAACUAGACAUAAAGCUCACAAAUUAAUGUGUUAUCUCUAAUCUGUUUAAUCUGUGCAAAAAACAAAGUAAAAUAUUUUCAAAUUGUGGUUUUACAGUGGGUCAUGUCUCUGCACUCAUUGAAAAAAUAGUCCAGCACAUAACCCCUUGUAAAACUGUAACUUUUCAAUUCUUUCCUUUGGAGGCAGACCUACUUAUUAUGCUCAGCUUGUCAAAACCAGCUGCUGGUUGGACCCUCAACUUAUUCUGCAGACGUGGGAGUAGUAUCAGUUUUCUCCUUUACCUCUGUAAAAAAGGAAAAUAUACAUAUUUCCACAAUGCUGCAUUAAUAAUGAUGAUCCAAGUCCCACUCCUCCCUGAGUCAGUGUUCAGUACUGAUAUUUCAUGGAAAACUUGUGGUGUAGACAAGGCUAUCUUUAGCGUCGUGCCAACCUUAGAGGUGGAUGUGGAGUCGCAAGUGUCAGUUUGCGAGACGCUGAUUCUUCAUUUUGAUGGAAGGGGGUUGAUCUCUCAGUGAGGCAUUGGGAUGAAAAUUAAUGAAAUGGUGUUUUUGAGUUUUAGAAUUUGAAAUCAAAACUUUUACUGUGGUUCUUCCAUAUCAAAGACAUGCUGAUUCAGAAUGCAGGUUUCCUCUGUAAACAAGUGGCCUGUGUGUUUGUGUGACUCAGAAGUGUCAUCUCAGUUACAUGGUCCACAUCUGCAGCCUUCAACACUGCUGUCUGAACGUGGUAUUGUAUGUUUGCUUGCUUGCUUUUGAACAAGUCUCUUUUAUUUUCGUACAUCAGCAUUUUCACUCAUUGCAGUUUCUCCAAGACCAAAGACGUCAGACAUGUUUGGUGAAGUGUAAUUUAGUGUGUUGUUGGGUUUUGUGAUAAAAUCUGGAAAUUGUGAAGAGAGCAUUUGAAAAGAAUAAAGAAACAUUCCCCAA